AUGCAUCGUUUUUUGGCACAGCCCAUCGUGAUGACCGAUUUCGGCGGUCAUGAAUCACUGGGCGAGCUUCUGUCCACGCUAUCUCAGCUGGAGGCAACGGUUAAUCAGGUGCUGUCCCAGAUCAGUGGCCGUGUUGAAGAGGAGAAGCAGAAGGUCGACGCCGUCGGCGUGCGCCUGGACUCAUGCCGCGGCCGCCUGCAUGGCCUUGCCCAGGAGCGCUACAACAAGGCCACCGUCGUCACGUCGCCCAGUCGCUAUCCUGCCCCGACGCAGCUGCCGCAGCAUGAAGUCCUCUUCAGGAGCAGCCACGUCAGCUCCCCGGUCACGCCUGGCGACAACGCGUUCGGCACCAAAAAGUCGGUCGUGACCGGGCUGCCCCACCUGUCGCUCAAGUCGACCGACCCCUUCUCGCUGGACGACGCGGUCGGUCUUUGCUUCGACAAGGAACAACAGCCGACCAAGAAAUCUAACCUGAGGUCGGACGACGUGAAGGUGGACGCGGCGAGGCUGCACGGCCUGACGUCUGUGAGCGACCUGCUCGUCUUCAGCCCUGGCGACCACCAAAACCGCCGCGCUGCCGCGCCCCUCAAGUCGCGGCAGCUCAGCCUCGACCAGAAGCUGGGCGCCGCCCCUGCCACCAUCUCCGGCGAUGUCGCUUGGGAUAUGAACGUUGUUCCGAUGGUCGACCUGCGCCACCACCCCGUGAUGGCGCCUAUCCGGCUGCGGGCUCCGCGCAACCUGACCGGUCUCUCCAUGGUCGCCCAGGACAUCGCUUUCGUCGACAAGCAAGAGCGGAGCGAAGAUGACGAGAUUGAUGAGGAUUUGCCGCUGCCCGAGUUUGCCGACGACAAGUACUUCCCCUCCAAGAUCGUGAGGGCUCCCCUCAACAACGGCUCGCGUCAGGCUGUUGGUGCGACCAGCGACUUGGUCGCGUCGCCCUCCGCUCAGGCCUUCCCUACUGCCGAGGCUACUGCUGCGGGCGGCGGCGUUGUGCCAUUUCCCGCGCCCGAGGUGGUAUCCCACGCAGCAAUCGACCAGCUGCCGGAAUUCGACCUCGCCGUGCCGCCCCGCCCGACCACUGUCGACGCGCCCAACAACAACAGGGACGCAGGCCGCGCUCUCACCGCCCCUGAUGGUGCCCAGCAGCCCGCGGGAUGCUGCUUGCUACCGAUCCCCCCUCCCGUGCCUGACGUCCCGGCUGUGAAACUUCCAUUCACGAACGAGUUGAUGGAGAGGAGCGCCGCCUGGGCGCAACGUUUCAGACCGGCGAAUGUGCCCCAACCGCCCGUCGCGCCCCCCGCGCCAGCCAAUGCCUUGCAGCCCUGCGUGGUGCGCGAUGCGAGAAGUGCUCAGGCUGUGGGCCGCGAGGAGGCCCAGCAGGCAAACAACGACAACGUUGGAGACGAGCAGGUGGUCGAGCUCUCCGUGCCGGACAUCCUGAGGAACGAGUUCGUCAAGAGAGGCGUCGACGUGGCCAACGGCAGGACGCUGGAGGAGGAAGAGGAAGAGGAGGAAGAAGGCGCCGAGUGGGAAGAGAAGGACGACGAGUGGCUGCAGCAUGAAGUCGAUCACGAGGCGGUUGCCAGCAUUCGCUCGUUCUUCUAG
Acanthamoeba castellanii str. Neff is the source of this 1605-nucleotide messenger RNA. RefSeq lists its product as uncharacterized. The record is from RefSeq and is a predicted model, not a curated record. Lineage: Eukaryota; Discosea; Longamoebia; Acanthamoebidae. Gene Ontology annotation, biological process: exocytosis; retrograde transport, endosome to Golgi; endocytic recycling. The coding region runs from base 1 to 1605 and encodes 534 amino acids. Gene Ontology annotation, molecular function: gamma-tubulin binding; alpha-tubulin binding. The transcript is spliced from 6 exons. Gene Ontology annotation, cellular component: recycling endosome; WASH complex; early endosome.